Molecule: messenger RNA, 2193 nt
Organism: Stereum hirsutum FP-91666 SS1
Lineage: Eukaryota; Fungi; Basidiomycota; Agaricomycetes; Russulales; Stereaceae
Product: phenylalanyl-tRNA synthetase subunit beta
Exons: 10
Coding region: 85-2004 (639 amino acids)
Biological process (GO): phenylalanyl-tRNA aminoacylation
Cellular component (GO): cytoplasm; phenylalanine-tRNA ligase complex
Molecular function (GO): magnesium ion binding; phenylalanine-tRNA ligase activity; RNA binding
Source: RefSeq, a predicted model, not a curated record
GUCAAAGUUCGGACGCCUUCAUACCCUCUGAGUCCUCACGAUCAUAGUAUUCUUCCCCCGAUACAGACGUUAUAAUCUCUAUAAAUGCCCACCGUUUCCGUAGACAAGGAGGAUCUCUGGGAGAGAUUAGGCCAGAAAUUCACUACGGAGGCCUUUGAUCAUCUAUGCUUUGAGUUUGGCAUUGAGCUUGAUGAGGAUACCACAGAAGAGGUAGAAGAGGCCAUUAAGAAGGGUCUGCCAGCAGAACGUCCUCAACUCAAAAUCGAGAUCCCUGCGAACAGGUAUGACUUGCUCUGCAUUGAGGGGAUUGCAAGGGCCCUACGGGUGUUCCUUGGAAAAGAUAAAGCACCACAUUAUCGGCUUGUCAAUCCGUCAGGUGGCGAAGCGAAUAUUCUACAGGUCCCUGUCUCGAAAGAAACGCAACAAAUCCGACCAUACUUUGCUUCUGCUAUCCUCCGCAAUGUCAAGUUCACGCAAAGAUCCUACGAAUCUUUCAUCGAUCUUCAAGACAAGCUUCACCAGAACAUCUGCAGGAAACGCCAGCUUGUGGCUAUCGGCACCCAUGACAUGGACACCGUGACCACACCCUUCAGGUAUGAAGCGAAGAACCCGAAGGACAUCAAGUUCGCACCUCUCAACAAAACGCAGGAGUACACUGCUGAGGAGCUCAUGAUGGUCUACGAAUCUGACAAAAACAUCGGCCGGUACCUUCACAUCGUCCGCGAUUCUCCCGUCUAUCCCAUCAUCUACGAUGCCGAAGACCGUGUGCUAUCCUUCCCGCCUAUCAUCAACUCAGAGCACAGCAAGAUCACGUUAAACACGCGCAAUAUCUUUAUUGAUGUCACCGCAACGGAUUUGACGAAACUGAACAUCGUCUGUAGUAUCGUCGCUACGAUGUUCUCUGAAUACUGCGAGGAGCCGUUCACAAUUGAACCCGUAAAGAUUGUAUAUCCCGAUGGCAAAGUACGCAUCACGCCCGAGCUCGAGCCUCGACAAAUGUUGGCCCACACGUCCUACAUCAACUCAUGUACGGGUCUCAAACUGUCAACGCCUGCGACCAAGGAUUUGCUAGAGCGCAUGUCCUUACCAACGGAGGCAUCGACCACCAACCCCGACGAGCUUCUUGUCAGCGUCCCCGCCACACGACCGGAUAUCCUUCACGAGUGCGACCUCAUGGAGGAUGCUGCCAUUGCAUAUGGUUUCAACAACCUCCCAGACACUUUCCCCGCCACCAGUACGGUAGCCCAACCGUUAGCUGUGAGCAAGCUCAGCGACAUCAUCCGUCACGAGUGGGCAUACGCCGGCUGGGUCGAGGUUUUACCUCUUAUUUUGUGCUCGCACGAAGAGAAUUUCGAAUUUCUCAACCUCAAAGAUGACAACGAGACCGCGGUCAAGAUCGGUAAUCCCAAGACGCUCGAGUUCCAGGUCGUGCGCACGUCACUCCUACCCGGUCUCCUCAAGACCAUUCGCGAGAACAGGUCGCAUGCUCUACCCAUGAAGAUCUUUGAAACUUCAGACGUCGUGUUCAAGGACCGCAAACGGGAACGCCAGGCGCGCAACGUCCGACACGCGGCCGCGGUGUGGUGCAACAAGACUGCAGGGUUUGAGGUCAUACAUGGAUUGUUAGACAGGGCGAUGCAGAUGCUGGAAGUGCCGAAGAUUGCGAGCACGGAUAAAAAGGCGCCGACAGGGUACUAUAUCAAGGAGAGAUCUGACCCAACCUUCUUCCCAGGCCGUGCUGCAUCCAUUUACUAUCGUGCCCCUCUCAAAGACUCCAAACAGCACCACGGCGGAAGCACGCUGGAACAUAUCAAGGACGACAUCAAAUCCGCUCUGCAUCCCCUUCAUCACCACCACGCCUCAGAUGUCGAGAUUGGAAAAUUGGGCAUCUUGCACCCUGAGGUACUGGAGAAGUUCGAGAUCGGAUACCCGUGCUCUGCGCUCGAGUUCACACUGGAGCCGUUCAAGAAGAAGAUGUCGGCGAUGUGGACGAACGAUGAGUAGUUAAUUCGGAGGCGAGCAGGGGGAAACGCACACUCGUGAUGGCUUAUGGUGGGCACGCGCGAAUGACGAUUUCUGUUGUAGGUUCAAGUUGGCAGUGGAUAGACUCGCAGAUAGACUGUGCUAAACAGUAAGCGGAAAAGCGGAAUGUAUCGUGUAAUUUCGUUGUUGUAAUUGAAUUGCAGACGUCGC